Messenger RNA from Vairimorpha ceranae, 195 nucleotides. RefSeq lists its product as hypothetical. The transcript has a single exon. NCBI's taxonomy places the organism in Eukaryota, Fungi, Microsporidia, Nosematidae. Bases 1 to 195 code for a protein of 64 amino acids. The record is from RefSeq and is a predicted model, not a curated record.
AUGCUUCUUGAUGAACUUAAAGACAAUAAAAUUACAUAUGAUCUUUUAUUAAUUAUUUACUGUUAUAAAAAUAGAAUAUUAAUAACUGUAGACCAGUAUAAAUUUAUAAAUCUUUGUGUUAAAAAAUGUGAUGAUAAGACUUACGAUAUGUGGAAUAAAAUUAAAAAACAAAACAAAUUUAUUAUCUUAAUAUAG